Molecule: messenger RNA, 4340 nt
Organism: Diabrotica virgifera virgifera (western corn rootworm)
Lineage: Eukaryota; Metazoa; Arthropoda; Insecta; Coleoptera; Chrysomelidae
Exons: 8
Coding region: 324-2333 (669 amino acids)
Source: RefSeq, a predicted model, not a curated record
GUCGUGUGUGUCACAUCACACAUCUCUUUCUCCAUCGCAGCAUCUGACAUCUGAACCUACCACAAUCAACAAUCUACAAUCAAAUCGCGUUACUCUCUUCUCGCGUGCGGUACACACAAUUCUUUCUCUUCACGUUCCUGCUGAACCUCACUCGAUCAUCCGGUCGAUAUAAUCACUCGAAAAAUUGCACCCUCGACCUUUGCGUACUGGGCGGCCAGUUAUAAUUUCUUUUCGAGCGUCGGUAAAAAUUAAAAAGAGGUGAAGUCCGACGCCCUGGGCGGCCCAAUUAGCUUUUUUUCAAGGGGGGUGGUUACUACGGAGAAAUGAAGCGAAGAAAAAUAGCCGAGUUACUUUUUUGGUUGGUUUGUCUUAAUGAUGCUUUGUGUAAUUGUUGGUGUUUGGCUACGACUACAGAACAUUCGGCUGGUUUGACAGUUAAUAAAUUUCAAAGUGCUUUACACCAACAGAACACCUUUACAAUUCUCAGUUCGAUAGAAGAAAGGCUACGCAGCCUGGAUAAUGUAUACUCAAUGCAGCUGUCACAAAACCUGGAGGUUAAACUGGACCAAUACAACCGAAAACUGGAGAACCUCGAUAAUAAAAUUACGCGGCUGGAAGCGUUAGUGAUGUUGAAUUUGGGCAAAGUAUCGGAAAAUAUUAGUACCAAAAAUUUUAAGGACGAUUUAACUAAGACGGAUAUUUUGAGAAAAUUGGAUUCGACGUAUGAAGGCGUAACCCAUCGUUUGAAUUAUAUCGAGAGAAAGCUCGAAGUGAAUUCUGAAUUAUUUCAGGACAAAUUAGAAGCUAUGUUUAAACAUUUAGAUAAAAUGGAUAAAGACGCCAUCAAGCGCGAUUCAGAUCUGGAGACUGAAGUGUCAGCCGCAAUAUCUGGUAUCAAGAAUCUUACAACUACAUAUAAAAUUUUGGAAAGGAAAGUUAUGAAUGUUACCGAGGAUGAUCUAGCAGUUGCCAAACAUACACUCAACUUAUUAACAAAAUAUAAUAUGGAAAAUAGAAAAUCUGUGAACAAGCUACAUGAUAAUAUUGUAGGCAACCUACAAUACCUUGAUAACAGAACAAGUCAGCAGAUGAAGAUAUCAGACGAUACUAAUACUUUCCUGAAGCAAAUGAAAAUCGAAUUAAAAGAAGAUUUCAAUAGUUAUGCUAAUAAGGUAGCAGAUAUGAACUCGGAUAUGUGGAAGAGUACAGAUACUACAGAAGACGAUUUAAAAAAUAUCGGAGUCAUUGUAAACAGUACAAAGGUGGAAUUGCAAAAUGGAGUACGCUCGUUAAUGAUUCAGAUUGGAAAACUAUCUCACAAGGAUACGGCGCUCGUAAGUGGUGUUGACUACAAAGAUUUAGAUAAAAAGCUGACAGCGAACAUUGAGAAAAUAUUAACCAACCAAGAUGUAUUUUUGGAAAGCUGUCAUCGACUGCAAAUGGACGAGUCUCAAAUAGAAUCAGAAAUAAGCGUCAUGUUAAAUAAGCUCAUCGACAUGUUGGAAAAGAAGUUAUCUACUGAAGCAAAGGAUAUGAAGAAUUUCGAAAAAAAUCUGAAAAGUCACGAUAACAGAAUAAACCGGAAUAUGAUGCAAGCAAAUCAAAAUAUAAUUUCAUUAUUCGAAAAGUCAACAGUUAACGCCCAAUUGCUUACAAACGAAAUUAGAAAAGUGGGUACCGAUAUAAACGCCCUAUUUACAUUUGUCCAAACUACCAUCAACGAUGGGUCAGCAACUACAUCUGUAGCGACAACUAAGGUUAUUCUGGACAAGUUAAUUUUACUGGAAAGAACUAGCAGAGACAUUCAAUAUAUACUCUACAAUGAAAAACCAGAAAAUGUAUCUAAUUAUCAGAUCCAUAAGGAAAUUCAAAGAUUGACAAAAUCACUAACUACCUCAAUUGAAAAGAUAAAUAAUUCCUCCAGAAACUCGCAGUUAUGUCAAAACAACGUUGUUAAAAAACUAGAGAAUAUUAUACAUAAACGAAAUGACACAGUUAGUUCUCCUCAAUUCUUACCUACAUCAACAAUAACUCCUCUACAAAAUCAUACGAUAAGAGAAUCUGUUGCCAAAAUAUUUGGCGAAAAGCCCAAGCCCAAGAGGAAAUGCAAGCAGAAUGUAAGGAAUCUAAUAGAUAUCACAGCAGGUGGUGAUUGUGAAGAACAAACGAAAAAUCCAAGAAGGCCCGCUAGAAAAAGGAAAAUGAAGUAUGAUAUCGAUAUAAGGACAGACCUUAAUUCAGAUAAUAAUGGGAACGAUGAUGAAGAUGAAGAUUACACUGAUACGACAGCUACAACAACAGAAGAAUCAACAACAACAGAAAUCACAACUUAGGUGUACCUUAAAAGUUAAGAGCAAUCAGUUUAAAUUCACUUCAUCUUAUUUUUAUAUAACUGUUUAUUAUUAUUACAAUUUUAGAUAUAUUUUUUGCAAUGAUCCAAACAAAAAGCCAGUAUAUGUAUCUUAAAUAAAUAAAUAUACAUAUAUCUUUUAUAUAUUACCAUAAUUUUAUCAGUUUUAUCAUAUAACAGAUGUUUCCAAGGGCGGAUCCAGGACCGAUUUUCGGGAGGGGCCAUGAACUUUUUUUUGGGGAAGUGUACCGGGGGGCCAGGGGGUAAUUUUUAAAAAUUACGGUUAAAAUGGUGAGUUUGAAGGCACUUUUUACACACUUUUGAGUUCUAUAAAGACAUUCAAAAGUUAUCGUUAUUAAAGUAUUAUUAAAGUUGUUACCGAUUCAUCCACAUUUCUUCGGAUCCAAGUGCAGUUCUUUCAACAAGUUUAAUACUAUUUUUUCCAAUGCUUCUCCUGUCACUCUGUCAGGCCUUCUUCUUCCCUUCUUUCUUGAUUUUCACUAAUAAUUGUUUUUAUUAUGUUCUCAUACGCGUCAAUUAACUUGACAAAGUUUUCACGAAUGUUGUUAUUGUGUAUGUAUUUCAAAUUUAGAUAAAGCUGUUCUACGUGGGAUACGUCGGUUAUUUCGUCAAAUAUGACAGAGUAAUAAUUUGCACUUUGAACAUGAUUCAUGUUUUGUUCAAUUAUUUCUUCACCACAACAUGUUAAUAAUUAUUGAUUUUGACUGGUGUUACUAAGGUAUGUUGCUGCGGAUAGGUGUCGUUGAAUAGUCUUAUCUCCUGAUGAGAUUUUAAAUCUUAACAAUUCCCCUUAUCGCUAGGUCCAGCAUCUUCGUCUAGAAGCAGAAGGCCAUCAUCAUGACAGCCUCUUAGAGGAAUAUUUUGUCGACCUAAGAACACUAUAGAUAGACUCUACUAUUGAUCGUAGUCUUUCUUUAUUUUCUUGUAUCUGUUUAGAUCUUUGAGAGUCUUUCUGGUUUGACUGACUUUUGCGGGUUUUGAUAACUUUGUAGAAAAUCCACCUAAACCUUAGCGCACUCCUUGUGAUAUGAUGUUUUUUCAUGGAUUUGUAUGGCUCCGUCUUUGCCCAUGAGUUUGGCGAAAGAUGUUAAAGGUUUCAUGAGAAGGCUUUCGGCUGUCAUCCCUUUAUUAUGACCAUAUUUUUCAUUAGAAAAAUAAAAUUCAAUACUUGUAAAACAAUCCCUUUUGACUGUUCGAAAAUACCAACCAACUCCUUUGUUAUAAGUUCUGGUGAUCCAAGUAACGCUUCAUUUCUUUUUUAUUCUUUGUGUGUAUAGAAUAUAGAAAUUGAUAGGAUUUUGAUGGCAAGAUCGUUUUAACAAUUGGCACUUAUCUAUAUUUUGAUUUAUAAAACAUCAUAUGUCAUUCUUGAAGCUUCUGUUACUGCUUUUGUUCAAUUCUAGUCCAGAAAACAUAUUUAUCCCCUGUUUUAUACAUAAUAUUAUAUGUGUUUGAAACUAAGAACAUUUGAAAUGCCAAUAUAUAAAUUUAUAUUUUUUUAAAUUCUCGGAGGGGGCCAUGGCCCCAUGGCCCCCUCCCUGGAUCCGCCCUUGGAUGUUUCUAUAUUAGAAGAAAUAAAAAAAACUUACAAUGAAGAAAAAAAAUCUAAUUUAUGGUAAUAUGUAUAAUAAAAAAAUAUAUACCAUCAUAUUAUAAGUUUGUUACUCCAUUGUAAGUUUGUUUAAACUAUGGUAAACAGCCAACAACUUUAUACAGCCAACAACUGGGAUUUUUCCUUUUAUUUUUUUUAUAAAAAAAAUUCAAAACAGUCAAAAUAUCAGAUUAACAGUUAUACAUAGCUAAACAUCUGUGUUUUAAAGAUGCCAUUUUUUAAAAAGUUGUAAGAUAUAAACUGUUGUUUAUUAUUAUAUUAUGUACUUAUGCUGUGAACUUGUAAAUAAAACUAUUUGUAUGUUUAUUUUUAAUGUUAUACUAACAAAAUUGUGUAUUAAACAGUAUUAUGCAGACA